AUGAGCACAUACCAGCCCCCGUCGACGUCGUCCAAGCCCUAUGUCGAGCCAACGCCGCUCCCGGACGGCCUCCCAAAGGUCAACGAGGUCGGCGCAACUAGCGGCCCGCUCAAGUCCGCCGCCUUCUUCAUCGGCGCCUACUGCAAGGACUUCAACGAGGACUUUAUGCUGUGCAAGGCGGAAAGCCGCGAUCCCGCUCAUUGUCUCAAGGAGGGAAGGAGGGUAACUCGCUGUGCGACGGACCUUCUCGCCAAGAUGAAGGAGAACUGCGAAAGCUUCUACAAUGCUCACAUCGACUGCCUGGAGAACAACAACCACGAAUACCACUACUGCCGCGAGUUUGAGCGUCCAUUAAACAAGUGCAUGUUCGACAAACUCGGUCUUACAAAGACUAUUCCCGGCAGCCCCGCCAACCAGCCGCAGAUCCACGAGAAGGAGAAACCCAUCUUCACCCGCAUCCAGAAGUAG
This is a messenger RNA of Peniophora sp. CBMAI 1063, 468 nucleotides long. Lineage: Eukaryota; Fungi; Basidiomycota; Agaricomycetes; Russulales; Peniophoraceae. The record is from the annotation of a GenBank genome assembly.